AUGGAGUUUAUUGAUUUUAACUCAUCAUCAGAAAGUGAAGAAGAUGAAGAUGAAUUAGAACAUGUUAUGUGCGUGGUAGAAAGAAGAAAGUUGCCAAGAUUGAAAAACUAUGUGGAGAACAUUGUGCCUGCCUAUAGUGAUCAACAAUUCAAGUCACAUUUUAGAAUAUCUAGAGGUACAUUCAAGUUCAUACUUGCUAUUAUCGCCUCGAGAUUGAAGAGAAUACGUACGGGACUGGCAAUGAUUUCUCCUCAGAAGCAAUUUCUUAUUGCAAUAUGGCGCAUGGCAACUCCUGAUUCUUAUAGAUCCAUAUGUGAGAAGUUUGAUGUCAGUAAAGCUACUGCUCUCAAUGCCACACGAAGAGUGGUAAGGGCUCUGUAUAAUUUGGCACCAACUGUUAUCAAAUGGCCAUCAGGCAACAAUGUCAAUGAAGUUUGGACUGGAUUCGAAGCUGUCAGCGAUUUCCCGAAAAUUAUUGGCGCUAUAGACGGUACACAUAUAAAUAUUCCAGCUCCUCGUGUUGAACCAGCAUCAUAUGUAAAUCGUAAAGGACACCAUUCAAUUCAAUUGCAGGACAUCCAGGGUCUGUGCAUGACCAGCGAGUAUUUCGAUUAUCAGAAUUGCAAGAGUGAUUAG
Molecule: messenger RNA, 636 nt
Organism: Linepithema humile (Argentine ant)
Lineage: Eukaryota; Metazoa; Arthropoda; Insecta; Hymenoptera; Formicidae
Source: RefSeq, a predicted model, not a curated record